AUGUCCGAGUCACAAGCGUAUCUCAACGCCUCGCCUACUGGUAUCACAACGCUUGACAACCUCAUCAUGAAAAGCUGCUUAGUCCCAACCCUUGUGGUACUCGCCAUUGUAGGGUGCCUGGUUCCCUCUGUCUAUUCCACCUGGCGACAUGCCCAGAAAGCUCGAAAGAUAAGUUGUGGAGAACCCCCUCUCUACCCCAGCCAGCACCCUUUCGGUAUUUCCACCCUCUUCGAAACACUUGACGCAGCGAGAGAGAAGAGACUCCCACAGCUUGCAGAGAGGCGGAUUUCUUUCCUAUCCCGUCGGCAUAACAGAUACGUCUCUACCUUUCGUAUGUAUCAGGCUGGUCGGGAGAACCUGUUCACGGCAGAUCCCAAGAAUAUCCAGUCUAUGCUGGCGACUCAGUUCAAGGAUUUCGGCUUGGGUGAGAUGCGUCGUAAUGUAGCUGAACCUCUUAUUGGACAUGGAAUUUUUACGCGAGAUCGGAUGAACAAUCUUGACAGGGAAGAACGUCAUGUUCACAACGCGUUGCGUGCCAUUCCGAUGCGAUCUGACGGCUGGUCCUCUGCAGUGGAUAUUCAAGCCAUCUUCUUUCGUCUUACCCUCGACUCGGCCACAGAGUUCCUCUUCGGUAAAAGCUGUGAUAGUCAGAUUUCUGCUAUGCAAAAGGAAGCAAGCCAGGCCUCCGAUGACACUUUUCUGUAUGGGUUUGACCGGUGCAUGUGGUAUCUCGCGGAGCGACUCCGGUUCGAGCGGCUCUACUGGGUUAUCUACAACCAGGAGUUUCGGAAGUGUAUCGACAUUGUGCACGCCUUCGUGGACCAGUAUGUUCACUCUGCUUUGAUGCAGGCGAAGCAGAAGGAAGAGAAAGCCCAGGGCAUCGAGAAGGUGUCAUCGCAGUAUAUCUUCCUGGAAGCCCUGACUAGUACUAUAAAAGACCCCGUCAGGUUGCGCGAUGAAUCUCUCAACGUCCUCCUAGCAGGCCGUGACACAACGGCUUCUCUACUGAGCUGGACGAUCCUCCUUCUUGCGCGGCACCCACACAUCUUCGCAAGGAUCCGAAGCGAUAUCCUCGAUCAAUUCGGCACUUACGAUCAGCCACGCAGCAUGGACUUUGCGUCUUUGAAAUCAUGCCAGUACCUCCAGCAUUUCCUCAACGAAACCCUUCGUCUCUACCCGGUCGUACCCUUCAACCGCCGUUGCGCGACGAAGGACACUACCCUCCCCCGCGGCGGCGGGAAAGACGGUACCUCGCCGAUCUACAUCCGCAAGGGCCGUACAGUCAUGUACAGCACCUACGUCUUGCACCGUCGAAAGGAUAUCUGGGGCGAGGAUGCUGAAAUCUUUAAUCCGGACCGGUGGGUCGGCCGAAAGGUCACCUGGGAGUAUAUUCCGUUCAAUGGGGGACCCAGGACAUGCAUUGGUCAACAGUUUGCUUUGAUGAGGUCCAGUUAUGUGCUAGUAAGAUUAUUGCAGAGGUUUGAUAAGAUUGAGGAUGUGCACUCUGAGAGGGAGAUUCGUUACGGUGUUUCACUUACUUCUUGUCCGGCUGAUCCCGUGACUGUGAGAUUGCAUCAGGCGGAGACCGGGGUUUAA
Penicillium mononematosum is the source of this 1596-nucleotide messenger RNA. Its product is annotated as cytochrome P450. The record is from RefSeq and is a predicted model, not a curated record. Bases 1 to 1596 code for a protein of 531 amino acids. Lineage: Eukaryota; Fungi; Ascomycota; Eurotiomycetes; Eurotiales; Aspergillaceae. The transcript is spliced from 2 exons. Gene Ontology annotation, molecular function: oxidoreductase activity, acting on paired donors, with incorporation or reduction of molecular oxygen; iron ion binding; heme binding.